Molecule: messenger RNA, 282 nt
Organism: Eruca vesicaria subsp. sativa (arugula)
Lineage: Eukaryota; Viridiplantae; Streptophyta; Magnoliopsida; Brassicales; Brassicaceae
Source: the annotation of a GenBank genome assembly
AUGUUGAAUUCGUCGAAAAGGAAGGGUUCCCUGGAGUUGGAUGUUGAUUUAGAAGAAGGGGAAGUACCAAAGGAGGAAGAAGAUGAGGUGGAACCAGUUAGUCCCCUUGGAGUUGAUUUAGAUCCCGAUGAUGAUGAAAGGAUGUGGUUCAAGCAUCCAAAAGCUGUUCGAAAGGCCAUCAGACAGAAGUUAUGGAAUUCUACCCUUAAAGUGCAGCCGCAUAAGGAGGGGUUGUCGGUCCGGUCUCGGGGUUUUUCCUCGGGAACAAAAUUUCCUCUCUAA